Molecule: messenger RNA, 4720 nt
Organism: Anopheles stephensi (Asian malaria mosquito)
Lineage: Eukaryota; Metazoa; Arthropoda; Insecta; Diptera; Culicidae
Gene: stau
Product: double-stranded RNA-binding protein Staufen homolog
Exons: 6
Coding region: 819-4154 (1111 amino acids)
Source: RefSeq, a predicted model, not a curated record
CUCGGGCAGCCAGGAUUGGCCAGACUUUGACAGAUCGGUCUCGCUCAAAUGUUUAGAUAAUUUUCACUCGCUUUUUUCCUCCGGAAAAUCCACCUCAAAGCAAAACUGUUUUCUUUACUGUUUGCCAACGAUUCUCAUCAUGCUCCUCCGUGUGAAUAAGCUGUGAAACAAAUGUAAGUGUUCCUAGAUCAGUGCGUGGUGCCGUGAAAAGAGCAGCCGAGCGUGUGUAUGCGCGCGUGUAUGUGUGUGUGUGUGUGUAUGUGUGUGUUAAGAAACGAAGGAAACCUUCCCAGCUGCCCCGAAAAGCACAACACACCAAAGGCUUUGGAUGCUGUAGUGAAAAAUAGCAAUUAUUGCUAAAUGUGCAUAGGAAUGUAGCUGUGUGUAGUGUGCAAAGUGUGAAAUCUCCCGUGAAAAGUCAGUGAAACGUGUGGUAGUUGUACGUGCAAGUCUGAAUGUCCAACACGCAGCGGUACGAACCAUAAGGAAAUCAGCAGCUGCAGCAUCCUUCUCUGGCUCUGCCAACAGGACACUCUUUCAUCGCUUGCAUCGACACCGAAGAAAAGCUGUUGCGGUGCUACAAGAAGCAUCGAACGGAACCUUCUUCGACCAUUGAGUCCCCGAAUAAAGCACGGGAUCCAGUGUCGCGUAAUCGGGGAGGUGCGUGUGUCGUAUUUACAGUCACGUGCAUACAUCAGCAGCGUUUAUACUGUCAGCAAACGAGUUGUUCGAACCCGGUUUCGUCAAACGCUUGCCCGUUUGAGAGUGUUGUAAUUGCACAUUAACCACCAACCAUCGCUCCAAAGCGCACCAGCACCAUGCACGGACAUAUGCCUCCACAGCAGCAUCCGGGGAUGCAUCCUGCACAUCAACCACCGCCACACCUAACGCAUUUGCCCAGCCUGCCGCCCCCCAACAUACAGCGCGACCAUCCCGCUAACAGACUGAACAACGUACGCCAUCAUCACCCGCGUGGUGUGGACCAUCAGGCAGCCGCUGGCAUGGCCCCGCACCUUCCAAUCCAAGUUCCACCUCCGCCGCACCCGCAGAACCCACAGAACGCUCGAAAGCCGCCGGGUCCGUCGUACUACAGCAUGCACGGCGGCGUGCCCAAGUCGAUGCCAUUGAACGCGCCCCAUCUGCAUCCUUCGCCGUCAGGACUCGGGGUGGGACCGCCACCACCACCACAUCAGCAGCACAUGGGUUCGAUGUCGCUCACCGGACCCGGUGGUAAGCUUCCGUACGGCAUGGGUAGUGGUGGUGGUGGUGGUGGUGGUGGUAGUGGCGGAGGUGCUGGUGGAAGUGGUUCUGGAGCAAUGGGAAAGCAUCAGCCGCCGAUUUCGGUGCAUCAUUCCGUGACGAUGCAGGCACCACCACCGAUACCAGUUGUCUCAGCCGAGACUCCGGUUGGUACGAAAACGCGUCACAUCCCCUCGAACGCGGACCAUAAACUCCAUCACAGCCACGGCCACAGCGUGCUGCAAUCGAACGGUACUUGUGGUCCCGGUGCGAAGGGAAUAGCGAACACAAAUCAUCACUCUAAUCAGUCGGGAUCGACGAUGGAUAAGACAAAGGGGUCCGGUCAAACAGCGGCAUCCGGUAGCAGUGGAGGCAAUAGACAGCAUCACAACCACCAUCAUAAUCAGCAUCAGCAGCAGCAGCAGCAUCAACCACACGUCUCGAAGCCAAAAGAUGGUCCACUUCCAAAGGAUUCGUCUGCGCUAAUAGCAGUCAAAGCGAGUAGUGCUUCCAGUGCGACCGCGUCCGCAAUACCGACGAUGGUGAAGCAGACAGGGUCGAGCACUGGCACCACUACCACUACUGUCACAGCGAACGGCGGCGGACCACUGCUGGUGACAACGACGGGCUUGGAACAGAACGGAGCAGCUAACCAAUCGACGGCAGAAGGACAACACUCACCAACCGACUCGAUAGAAGCCUUGGCAAACAUUAAAGAGAAAACGACCAUGUGUUUAGUUAAUGAGCUGGCGCGGUACAACAAAAUCCAGCACCAGUACCGACUGACCGGCGAAUCCGGACCGGCCCACAAGAAACACUUCACCGUCACGCUGAAACUGGGCGACGAAGAGUACACGGCCGAGGGGGCGAGCAUCAAGAAGGCGCAGCACAAGGCGGCCGGUGAUGCGAUCGCCGCGACGAAGUAUAAGCACCCGCCAGCCCGGAUAAACCGUCGCACCAAAACCGGCACCAAGGGCAACGUGAGCAGCUUUACGCCAACCGUCGAGCUGAACGCGCUGGCCAUGAAGCGUGGUGAACCGACCGUGUACACGGUCAAGGCGGUUCCCGUGCCGGUCUCAACCGGUGGGCGACGCCCGGUGGAAGACAAGUCCGCACCGGGCGUUGGCCACUCGCCCUCCGGUAUGGGACACGGAACGGGGGCGGGACGGUACGCGGGUGAGGGCGGUACUGGUGGCAGCGGUUACUGGGGCCGUGCGAAUGGACCGGCCGGCGGUAAUACGGCGGCUGGUGUUGGCGGACGUGGAGGCAUAGGUGGAUUUCAUCCGGGACACCAGCAGCAGCAGCAGCAGCAACAGCAACAUCACGGUCAUCAUCCGCGUGACGAUCAUCAGAAUCGCCAUAACUAUCACCAUCACCAGGACGCCUAUGGACACCAUCACGGUUCAUCGGCACCAACCGCCGCCGUGCAGGAGUUCUACAAGGCCACGCUUCGGGUCGGCGAACGAACGUUCCUCGGCGAAGGCCACACACCGCAGGCCGCACGGCACGAUGCAGCGGCCCGAGCGCUGGAGGUGCUGAAGCCACUCUCAACGGACAGUGCCGACGGGAAGGGGGGCAAGUCCGGCGAAAAUGCUGCCAACGGUGAUACCACAUCAAGCGACGGUGCGUCCACGGACGGGUACGAUCCGAACGCGGAAGUCAAGUCACCGAUAUCGCUUGUACACGAGAUCGCCGUCCAGCGUAGCCUAUCCGUCGUGUUUGAAGUCAUCAGUGAGAAGGGCCCACCGCACAUGACCGUGUUCGUGACGCAGUGCAAGGUGGGCACGAUCGUAACGGAGGGCGAAGGGACCGGCAAGAAGCUGUCGAAGAAGCGGGCUGCGGAAAAAAUGCUCGAAGAACUACGCAAGCUGCAGAGCGCGGAACAGCAGCAAACGCAGCCGGCGGCAUGGGGUGAAGGUGGAAGCCGCGCAGCAGGAGCUCCGGGUGGCGAGAAGCGUAAAUCGAACGCGAAAGCGACGGCCGCCACCGACGGUGCCACGGCGAAGAAGAAAGCACGCAAUCUUAUCAAGGAAAAAUCGCUGGUGGACGUGGCCGAGAAGGAAAAUCCCAUCUCGCGCUUGAUGCAGAUCCAGCAGGCACGCAAAGAGAAGCAACCGGUGUACACGCUGCUGGAAAACGAUCGGCCAAAUGUUGGACGACGCCGGCAGUUUACGAUUGAGGUUUGUGCCGGUGGCACUAAAAAAACCGGUGUCGGUAUGACGAAAAAGGCCGCCAAAUGGAAUGCAGCCGAAGCACUGCUCGUCGAGCUGGGCUAUGUGACGGAAGCGAAGGAAGCGCCGAGUGGCGGUGAUGUCGCGGCCAACAAGGAAAACCAAUCCGGCGUGGCCAACGAUUCGUCCCCGACGGGUGGCAAGCGUUCGCGGAAAGUACGGUUCCAGGACGAGCCACGCAACGGUGUGCCAUCGGCGACUCAAAUCCUACCGAUUCCCUCCCCGAACAGUGCAGCUCAAGGGAAAGGUGAAGCGCCAAAUGAUUCGAUGAACGACAGUAUCGCCUCCAACGACAGCAUGGGAACGAACAGUUCCGGCGUGUCAAGCGCGUCCUCGACGGCACCGAAGGGCGACAUUGGUGCAAAGAAGGAGCAGCUACUGUAUCUGGCCCAGCUGCUGAAAUUCGAGGUACAAUUUUCCGACUUUCCGAAGGGCAAUCACGGUGAAUAUCUGACGCUGGUGAUACUCUCCACCGAACCGCCACAGCUUUGCCAUGGUAGCGGUGCAAGCCUCCAGGAAAGUCACGACGCUGCGGCCCUUGGAGCGCUCGAAAUGCUGUCCAAAAUCGGGCUGGACAACGUAAAGCCCAAAGCAUCAGCCACCGGCACCGGGAGCAGUGGACCGGACGAUGCAACAACUUCUGCAUCGGCCGCAGUAGUGUCUGCAGCCGGUAAUAGUAAAUAAUUCAUUAGCCCGGUGAAACUAUUUACUCACGCAACUUCACGAAACCGGAAGGGGUGUGGAUGGUAACGGAAGGAUUAGUGAUAUGCGUGUGCGUGUGUGUGAUCGAUAGCGACGUUAACUAAAUGCAACCGGUUUGCAGCGAACGGCAAGUGGAAUGUAACAGAAAGCUUACACAAAACACCCCUCGCAAAGAGCACUGAAACCGUGCGAAGAAAGGGACGGGAUUGCUGGAAACCGCCGGCAGCUAUAGGUAGAGCAGGUUUUCCACAUUUUUUUGUAUCUUUUUUGUUUACUUUUGUUACGCGUUUUGUUAGACUGUUUUGAGCAAACCAAUAUUGCAAUUUAUUUAUUGUUUGUAAUUGUUUUUUGUGCCUCCUUACUGCAAGGAGAGCAUCGUCGAAUCGCACAGAGUGCUGCAAGCUUUUUUUCAGCUACUAUUCCACAGGACGCAAUACAACUCUCGCUACAAAUUUGGCCUACGUAGAAUGAGUGUUUUUGAUAAAUCAAAAAAAGGAAACCAGUCAAACGUUAUGUUCCUGCCGGGCAUAAUAAAUCAUAAAGCUGCA